Leptopilina heterotoma is the source of this 1295-nucleotide messenger RNA. RefSeq names its product complex I intermediate-associated protein 30, mitochondrial (gene CIA30). Lineage: Eukaryota; Metazoa; Arthropoda; Insecta; Hymenoptera; Figitidae. Gene Ontology annotation, biological process: mitochondrial electron transport, NADH to ubiquinone; mitochondrial respiratory chain complex I assembly. The transcript has 3 exons. Bases 202 to 1131 code for a protein of 309 amino acids. Gene Ontology annotation, cellular component: mitochondrion. The record is from RefSeq and is a predicted model, not a curated record.
AAGAGCAGACGACAAAAUGCCGCGUUUAUCACAAUAUUUGUGUUUGAAUUUGUCAAAAUUACACAAAUUUCCUUCAUUGUAAAUAAUUGUAAACUUUGUAAACUUUGCAAACAAAUUUAGUGAAGAAUUUAUUUUCAAACCUGACUCGAGUUGUUUUUGAACUUUCAUAGAAUUAACAUUGAUGUUAAUUGACAAUUUUGAAUGAUGAAUUGUCGUCUAAUUCUACGUGGAUUAUUGUCGUCGACGGUGAAGAAUUUUAAGAGAAACAUUUACACAACUGCUGAAUGUAGAUCACAUCCGGAUGUUUGGGAACCUGAUCACAGAGGAAGAACAUCCUCGAAAAUUUAUAAAAAUGCUGCGAAAAAAACACCGGAGGAAUUAUUAUGGGAGGAUGAAAGUUAUUUGGAAAAAUUGAAAUUAGAAUUAAAAUUAUGGAAAGAACAAUUGAUACUCUGCAAAAAUGAAGUGUUAAAUUUUGAUGGGCCUAUUCUUGUCUAUAGACGUGGAGAAGUUGACGUUUAUUGGAGAUUCAGUGAAGAUCCAAAUUGUCUGAAUCAAUGGAUUGUCACUGCGGAUAGUGAUUGUGAUGAUGGUUUUUCAACUUGCAAAUUAGAACUAUCACCAAAUGGAACUGGUAUAUUCAGCGGCAAUUUAGACACAAGACUCCCAGAGACCGGAGAGAAUACACACGCCGGAUUUUGCAAUAUUCGAACAGUGAAUGCGAUGAAAUCGUUUUACAGAGAAACAGCUUUAAAUUGGGCUCCUUACUCUCAUCUUCGAAUGCGAGUAAGAGGCGAUGGUCGUGUUUACUUUAUAAAUAUUGGAUUACUACAAACCUUUGAUGUUCAAUGGUUUCAAAUUAACAAAUAUUUAUUGAUGACACGCGGUGGACCCUAUUGGCAGGAUAUUAAAAUACCAUUUUCGAAAUUCUUCCUCACCCACAAGGGAAGAGUUCAGGAUCGACAGCAGCCAUUGGAGAAGAUGAAAGUGAAAAAUUUUGGCAUUACACUCGCCGAUAAGACGCCGGGACCUUUUAAAUUGGAAAUUGAUUAUAUUGGUUGCGAAUAUGAUGAUUAUCAUAAGGAAGAAAGUGCCUACGAAUCCUAUCAUCUUGACACUAAUCGAUGGUAAAUGAUUGCAAUGAGGAAGAAAGUUUUUCAUUAAAAUAGAAAUUGUGCGAAUGAAUUAUUUUAAAUAUUGUUAUUUGCGGUUAAAUUAUUUAACCGCGUGGGAUAAUUUAUUGCUGUAAUAAGUAUGAAAAUAAUUAUAGAAAUUGUAUAAUAAUAAUUGUAAUA